ACUUCUCAACCUCACCUGCAAUAUUUGCUUAUCUAUCCACACCUGCAAAAGGGUCAGACCAAGUCUUGAGAGACUUUCCAUCUUAUUGAACUCUUUCACAUCUUAACAUCUCUUUCUCUCUCUCUCUCUCUCUCUCUAUAUAUAUAUAUAUAUAUAUAUAUUCAUUGCGAAGAUCUCAUCCGAGAAAACCAAAUUAAUAAUGAGUUUCACAGUGAGUAGCAAACAAUUGUUGUCCAAAAUAGCAACCGGAGAUGGUCAUGGAGAGAACUCUCCAUACUUUGACGGUUGGAAGGCUUAUGACAAUGAUCCAUUUCACCCCACCAACAACUCUAAUGGGGUUAUCCAAAUGGGCCUCGCUGAAAAUCAGUUAUGCUUUGAUUUGGUUCAAGACUGGAUUUUGGACAACCCCAGAGCCUCCAUUUGCACGCCUGAAGGAGUAGAUGAAUUUAGAGACAUAGCUAUUUUCCAAGACUACCAUGGCCUGCCAGAAUUCAGAGAAGCUGUUGCAAAGUUCAUGGGAAAGGUUAGAAGAGACCGAGUAACAUUCGAUCCCGACCGCAUUGUAAUGAGUGGAGGAGCAACUGGUGCUCAUGAAAUGGUUACUUUUUGUUUGGCUGAUCCUGGGGAAGCAUUUCUGGUUCCUGUCCCUUAUUAUCCAGGAUUCGACCGAGACUUAAAAUGGAGAACAGGAAUACAACUUAUUCCAGUCCACUGCGAAAGCGCCAACGGCUUCAAGGUGACAAGAGAUGCCUUGGAAGAAGCGUAUGAGAAAACUGAAUCGGAGAACAUAAGAGUGAAGGGGUUGCUGAUCACCAACCCUUCAAACCCCUUAGGCACAAUCCUAGACCGAGAGACUCUAAGAUCUAUAGUGAGAUUCAUCAAUGAGAAGAGCAUUCACUUAGUCUGCGACGAAAUCUACGCAGCCACGGUCUUCAGCCAGCCAGCAUUCGUGAGCAUAUCGGAGAUCAUUGCAGGGGAUGAUGGCAUUAAGUGCAACACUGACCUCAUCCACAUUGUCUACAGCCUCUCAAAGGACAUGGGAUUCCCAGGCUUCAGAGUCGGGAUUGUGUAUUCCUACAACGACGCGGUGGUAAACUGCGCGAGAAAGAUGUCAAGCUUCGGAUUAGUAUCCUCCCAAACACAACACCUGAUUGCGGCCAUGCUAUCAGAUGACGUGUUUGUGAAGAGGUUUUUGGCUGAAAGUUCUAGGAGAUUAGGAAUUAGGCACAAGGUCUUCACAAGAGGACUUGCUCAGGUCGGAAUUAGCUGCUUGAAGAGCAAUGCAGGCCUGUUUUUGUGGAUGGAUUUGCAUAGGCUGCUCAAAGAACAAACACUUGAGGCAGAGAUGGCUCUAUGGAAAGUCAUAAUUCAUGAAGUCAAGCUCAACGUGUCGCCGGGAUCUUCGUUUCACUGCCCCGAACCGGGAUGGUUCAGGGUUUGCAUUGCCAACAUGGAUGAUCACACCAUGGAAGUUGCUCUGAAAAGAAUUAGAAGCUUUGUGCUUCAAAAGAAGGAGCCUGUUGUGGUGCCAAACAAGAAGAAGUGCUGGCAGGAUCACAACCUCAGGCUCAGCUUUUCAGCUCGCCGAUUCGACGAUUUCUUGAUGGCAUCACCACAUUCUCCUAUACCUCACUCACCUUUGGUGCAAGCAAGGACUUAAUUAGUUUGGAAUUAGCUUGUAAUUUCUUAACUAUUAAAUUGUUUAACUAGAUUCAUGCAGUUCUUUUUUUUUUUUUCCCCUACGUACUUGAAAGUAUAUAGUUGACCAAUGUUCUAACCCAGUUUGUAGAUGCUCUUAUUGCAUCCUACGGGAUUACUUUGGUUCAAUGUAUGACCUUUUUUUUUUUUUUUUUUUCUUUUUGUAAUAUCUGUCAUCCUCUUGGCUUGGAUCAGUGUAAUUCCUUUUUCCUUUUUCACAUACCAAUGUCAGUGAAGAAGGUGUGUAACGGUUCUUUUCUUUAUAAGCGUGUCAAUAAAUUAUAGUAAUGGCUUUCGCAA
This is a messenger RNA of Morus notabilis, 1998 nucleotides long. RefSeq names its product 1-aminocyclopropane-1-carboxylate synthase. The transcript has 4 exons. Bases 200 to 1660 code for a protein of 486 amino acids. Gene Ontology annotation, biological process: biosynthetic process; amino acid metabolic process. NCBI's taxonomy places the organism in Eukaryota, Viridiplantae, Streptophyta, Magnoliopsida, Rosales, Moraceae. The record is from RefSeq and is a predicted model, not a curated record. Gene Ontology annotation, molecular function: pyridoxal phosphate binding; transaminase activity.